This is a messenger RNA of Coregonus clupeaformis (lake whitefish), 1593 nucleotides long. Its product is annotated as methionine aminopeptidase 1. Bases 13 to 1305 code for a protein of 430 amino acids. The record is from RefSeq and is a predicted model, not a curated record. Gene Ontology annotation, molecular function: metalloaminopeptidase activity. The transcript is spliced from 12 exons. Gene Ontology annotation, biological process: proteolysis. Lineage: Eukaryota; Metazoa; Chordata; Actinopteri; Salmoniformes; Salmonidae.
UUCUAUCCGGUGAUGUCCCUGCAAAAGGGAACACGUUAUAGCUCCGGCUGGCGAGGUUUUCUCCAGCCGACAGACCGUCCACUCCCCCUCAGUCUCUACCCCUCUAGACUGCAGGCAGGCAUGGCGGCUAUCGAGGCACGGGAAUGCGAAACAGAAGGUUGUAGCAGCGAGGCCAAACUUCAGUGUCCAACCUGUAUCAAGCUCGGGAUCCAAGGCUCAUACUUCUGCUCUCAGGAGUGCUUCAAAGGGAGCUGGGCCACUCACAAGCAGAUGCACAAAAAAGCAAAGGAUGAUAAGAACCAGGAUGAGGCAAAGAACUGUGUGGAGAACGACACCAACACAGACCCAUGGCCUGGCUACCGCUACACGGGAAAACUACGCCCUCACUACCCACUCACUCCCAUGAGGCAUGUCCCCGGUGACAUUGAAAGACCUGACUAUGCCGACCAUCCACUAGCAGCAGAAGUGGGUCUUAUGGCAGGCAUGUCUGAGUCGGAACAGUCUUUGAAGGGCACUUCACAGAUCAAGAUCCUUUCUGCCGAAGACAUUGAGGGCAUGACAGUUGUGUGUAAGCUGGCCCGAGAGGUGCUCGACAUCGCCGCCCUGAUGGUAAAACCUGGCAUGACCACGGAGGAGAUUGACCACACUGUGCACCUGGCCUGCACAGCCAGAAACUGUUACCCCUCCCCUCUCAACUACUACAACUUCCCCAAGUCCUGCUGCACGUCAGUCAACGAGGUCAUCUGCCACGGCAUCCCAGACAGGAGACCUCUGGUGGAUGGGGAUAUCCUCAACGUGGAUAUUACUGUGUACCACAAUGGAUUUCAUGGAGACCUCAACGAGACCUUCUUCGUUGGAGAGGCAGAUGAAGGGGCGAAAAAACUUGUCCAGACCACCUUUGAAUGCCUUAUGCAAGCCAUCGACUCCGUGAAGCCAGGUAUCCGCUACAGGGAGCUUGGUAACAUCAUCCAGAAACAUGCCCAGGCUAAUGGCUUCUCUGUGGUGCGGAGCUACUGUGGCCACGGCAUCCACAAACUGUUCCACACUGCCCCUAACGUGCCACACUAUGCCAAAAACAAAGCAGUCGGAGUGAUGAAGCCUGGCCAUGUAUUCACCAUCGAACCCAUGAUCUGUGAAGGUGGUUGGCAGGACGAGACGUGGCCUGAUGGCUGGACAGCAGUGACCCGGGACGGAAAGCGUUCUGCCCAGUUUGAGCACACCCUCCUGGUGACUGAGACGGGCUGUGACAUUCUGACGCGCCGGCUGGAUGACAACGGACGUCCCCACUUCCUGAACCAAAUCUAAACUGGGGGGGGGGGGUACAGCCACAAAUGGACUGUCUCACGGGACGCUUUCUCUUUUGCACCCCCGUCGUAUCACACACACAAACACACACACACCUCUAACCUGAGGCACCACACCCCCUGGAGGCCCGCCUGCCCGCCCGCCGUGGCCCAGCUCUCACUGUUCAACGAAUUUAGUGUCUUUCUCCAAAAUUAACGGAAAGUACUUGAAUACAUCUAUCAACUGUGUGGAUUGUUUUAUCUAGGCUGUUUAAAAAAUAAAAAUAAAAAUAACUGUCUCAUCAGGAAA